AUGAAGCUUAUCGUAUGGAACUGUCAGGGUAUUAGGGGUGACCUGAUAGUUGACAACCUGUUGGAGCAAAAUAGGCUUCACACCCCUGACAUAGUGAUUCUGCUUGAAACAAAGAACAAAAGCAGUCGUUAUGGUUAUCUUACGAAGAAACUCGAGAUGGAAUUUAUGCACACUGUGGAACCAAAAGGUAUUGGUGGUGGUUUAUGCUUAUUUUGGAGAGAUGCCUCACAGAUUCUCUUGGUGAAACAUUUUGACUUCAUGAUUGAAGUCAAAGUUUGGGACGAGGAAAAAAUGUAUCAUUGGCGGCUUUUUGGAAUCUAUGCUAGUACUGAUGAGAAAAUGAGGAGAGACCAAUGGAGGGCACUUGGUAAUCGUAUAGUGAAGGAAAGUGAUAUCUGUCUCCUAAUAGGGGAUUUCAAUGAUAUUUUGUGUAAUGGUGAAAAAGAAGGUGGCAAACUGAAAUCGGUGACUAGCAUGCGGGACUUUAGGGAAUUUAUUGCUAAUAAUGAGCUUGUGGAUCUAGGCUAUGAAGGGUAUCCUUUUACUUGGCGCAACAAGAGGGACUCCUUACCCAUCCAACAGAGACUCGACCGGGGUCUUGCAAGCACGGGGUGGUUUAACCUUUACCCAGAUACGAAAAUCAUACAUGUUGUAUUAGAAGGCUCUGACCAUUCCUUGUUGCUCCUUACCACAAAGAAAUCCGAAGAGUGGAGAGGAAAUAGGUUUAUGUAUGAUGCAAGAUGGAGUAAUCAGAAAGAGUGCAGGAACAUCGUCACAAAAGACUGGGGAUGGGAAGGUCGGGGAUUUCACGCAUUUCGAUUCUACGAGAAGCUGAAACUUGUCAGAAUGAGUCUUAAAGGGUGGUAUCGAAAGAAAGGUAGAAAUUCCAAAAAAACUAUUGAUAAGCUGAAAAGGGAAUUAAGGAAGGCCUAUCAGUCAAAUAAUUUUGCCUCGGCGGAGUCCAGUAAACCGAGUCAGUUUGAGGAAAUCACGGGGUGUGUGCAAGCAAAAAUUUUGCAUGAGGACAACCUAAUGUUGAUAGCACCAGUUUCUAAUAGUGAAAUUCAGGUGGCUGCCUUCCAAAUCCCUCACACGAGAGCUUCGGGGCCGGACGGCUUCUCCGGGAGUUUUUAUCAGGACCACUGGGAGGUGGUGGGAAAUGAUGUGACUAAAACCAUUAAAGCUUUCUGGCACUCUGGAAAACUGCUAAAAAAACUAAACCACACAAACUUGGUUCUCAUACCAAAAGUCUCAUGUCCCAAGAGUUUGUUGCAGUACCGGCCCAUUGCCCUGUGUAAUGUAUGUUAUAAGAUCCUUGCUAAGACCGAAGAGGAUCGGAGUGGCAUGGCUUUAAAGCUGGACAUGGCUAAAGCCUACGAUCGUGUUGAGUGGGAGUUCCUCUUAGUUAUGAUGGCGAAACUGGGGUUUGAUCCUAUGUUCUGCAAAAGGAUAAAAGAGUGCGUUUCUACUGCCUCCUAUAGUAUCCUGGUGAACGGGGCUCCUACGGGUUAUAUCCUGCCGCAGAGAGGAUUGAGGCAAGGUGACCCUCUGUCCCUAUUUUAUUUCUGCUGUGUACUGAAAGGUUCUCUGCCCUCAUCAGGAAUGGUAUGGAAAAUGGUGUUAUUUUGUGAGGUGACUGUCGAGGAUGAGAAAGGUGUGCGGGAAAUCCUGAACUCCUAUGUUGCAGGUUCGGGGCAGGAGAUAAAUAUGACUAAAAGCUCUAUUUUCUAUGGAGCGAAGGUCAAGAAACGGGAAAAGAAAUUAAUUGAAAACACUUUGAACAUUCAGAGUAGAAUGGGGUUUGGGAAGUACCUGGGACUUCAAGCUGACUUUGGUGUUUCUAAAAAGGCUGUUUUUGUGGAUGUCCGGGAGCGGAUCGACGUGAAAAUGGUGGGAUGGGCUGAGCAGUUUUUAAGCCAAGCUGGAAAUGAGGUUCUUAUAAAAGUCGUUGCUAUGGCUAUGCCUAAUCACGCAAUGAGUUGCUUUAAGUUGCCAAUCGAUGUUUGCAAAGAUAUCGAAAAGGCAAUUCGCAGCUACUGGUGGAGGGGGAGCAUGAAUCGCAAAGGGGUUCAGUGGGUUUCAUGGGAUAGACUCCAAAAGGAAAAAGGUCUGCUAUGGCGGGUUGGGGAUGGUGCAAGUAUCAGCAUCAGGAAUGACCCGUGGUAUCCUGUGCCCUCUACGUUCCAAGUUAGGCCCAAGGAAAAUCUGAACGCAACUUUGGUCUGUGAUUUGAUCGACCCGACCACUCGAACUUGGAAAGUGGACAUUAUUGAGGAUGGAUUCACCCAUAAGGAGACGGAUGUUAUUCUCAGUAUUCCCAUCAGUAGAACAGGAUCCACCGACAGACUUAGGUGGUUUCACACUGCGUGUGGGACUUACUCGGUGAAACGGGAUACGGGGUUGCUAUGGAGCUUAUGGAAAAUGGUGCACUCGGUAAGAAAAGGGCGGGGCUUGAAUAGUGAGAAGACAAAACAUAACCUUCUGUGGAAAUCGAUUUGGUGCCUAGAUGUUCCUAGUAAGUUGAGAUUUUUUAUAUGGAAAUGCUGUAAUCAUGCCUUAGUGGUGAGAAGGAAUCUCAAGCGACAGCAUAUGCGUGUUGACAACGUGUGUGGGGUGUGCGGGCAGUUUGAUGAAACAGAGAAUCACCUCUUCUUUCGUUGCGAGACCAGCCACAGAUUCUGGUUCUGUUCGCCUCUUCAACUUAACUCCAUCGAGUUAGAGGGCGUUGACUUCCUUCAAAGUUGGGCGAGUUUCUGCAACCGGGUUGACCAACUAGAUAACAGGAUGGAACUUCUUCAAGAAUUUGUCUUUGGGCUUUGGCGACUAUGGAAGAACAGAAACGAUAUAAUUUUCAAUCAUAAAAACCAUGAACCAGCUGAGAUUUUGAUGGACUGGAGAAGGAGUCUAGCCGAGUAUAGAAACGCUGCGGAAAAGAGAGAGCAGAGUAUGAAACCAGUUCUGACCAAGGUGGCCCACGAUGGUGCUGGACAGAAACAUUGGCAUAAACCUGGAUUUGGUACAAUAAAAAUCAACACGGAUGCGGCCUGGAGCAAAGUGACGCAACAGGCUGGUCUGGGUUGGGUGGCUUGUGAUUUUGCUGGUGUUCUCCAGGGUGCGGGGGGAUCGGGAUCCAUAAGAUUCCACUCCGCAGCUGCAGCAGAGGUAGCAGCAAUCCGGGAGGCCCUCGAAGACUGUUUACUGAGGGGUUUUAGGAAUGUAAUUAUAGAAUCUGAUGCUAAAACUAUUGUUCAAAUGAUCAGAAAUGAGCUAACCCAAGAUUUCAGGCUUGAAUGUCUACUUGGUGACAUUGAGUUUCUAGCACGUAGGAUGCAGGCUGUUGUUUUCAUCUUUGUGUCUAGAGAGAGUAACAAAGCUGCUCACUUGGUGACCAAGUAUGUUGGUGAGAAAGGAAGGGAUUUCGUGUGGGAUUGUAUUGGGCCUGAAUUUUUGUUUAAUACCUUGGCCCAGGAUAUUAACCUUCCUUUGAGAAUAUAA
Malus domestica (apple) is the source of this 3495-nucleotide messenger RNA. NCBI's taxonomy places the organism in Eukaryota, Viridiplantae, Streptophyta, Magnoliopsida, Rosales, Rosaceae. The record is from RefSeq and is a predicted model, not a curated record.